Rhipicephalus microplus (southern cattle tick) is the source of this 987-nucleotide messenger RNA. Its product is annotated as neuropeptide SIFamide receptor. NCBI's taxonomy places the organism in Eukaryota, Metazoa, Arthropoda, Arachnida, Ixodida, Ixodidae. Gene Ontology annotation, biological process: cellular response to hormone stimulus; G protein-coupled receptor signaling pathway. The record is from RefSeq and is a predicted model, not a curated record. Gene Ontology annotation, molecular function: peptide binding; G protein-coupled receptor activity. Gene Ontology annotation, cellular component: plasma membrane.
AUGUCACUCUCGCUGCGUACACUCGAAGGAACAGUGCAGUAUGCCAAAAAGAACGGAGAUUUGGGCUCAUCGCCCACGUGGUACAAUGCUUGGCUCUUGGGUUUGUUCGUUUGCAAGAGCGUCUCAUAUCUGCAAGGAGUCUCCGUUUGUGCAUCUGUCAACACACUCAUGGCCAUUUCGAUAGACAGAUACUACGCCAUCUGCUACCCUAUGAAGCGACAAAUCAGCCUGCGCACGUGCCGCGUCGUCAUCGCCAUCAUCUGGGCGUUCAGCUUGACGAUAACGCUGCCAUGGACCUUUUUCUUCCGACUGAUGCCCAUGCUAAGUGACAGCGAGACCACGCUGCAGGUGUGCCGCGAGGACUGGCCCUCCGAGGGAAUGGGCGUGCUGUACUUCAUCGUGGCCAACCUGGUGCUCUGCUACCUGCUGCCGCUGUGCGUCAUCACGCUUUGCUAUGUGUUCAUCUGGCUCAAGGUGUGGCGCCGCCGUCCACCGGGCGAGACGCAUGACUUCGGCGUGGAGAAUAUCAUACAGCGCUCCAAGAUCAAAGUGGCCAAAAUGCUGCUCGUCGUGGUCGUGGUGUUCGCCAUCUCGUGGCUUCCCCUGUACGCCAUCUUCGCGAGGCUCAAGAUGGGCGAGCCGCUGGCCGACGGAAGCCUCGAGCAGUCGCUCAUCGAGGUGGCCGCUCCGGUCGCCCAGUGGCUAGGUGCCUCCAACAGCUGCAUCAACCCCAUCCUGUACGCGUUCUUCAAUAGCAAGUUCCGCAUGGGCUUCAAGGCGAUCCUUUUCCGUUGCAACUGCUGCAGCUGCUACUCCGACAGCGCUGAUGGUGUCCGUCGGCGCUCGGCGCCCAGUGUGGCGCGCCACGAGCUCUCCUGCAACCGGCCUUCGAGCGUGAGGACUUCCCAGGCUGUAGCGCACAGGAAGGAUUCACGCCUUUCUAAUGUAUUCUGACUUUGGCGGGUGAAAAACGCCGCAAAUAUGUAG